Molecule: messenger RNA, 852 nt
Organism: Ilex paraguariensis (yerba mate)
Lineage: Eukaryota; Viridiplantae; Streptophyta; Magnoliopsida; Aquifoliales; Aquifoliaceae
Source: the annotation of a GenBank genome assembly
AUGAUGCAAACCAUGAAUUCCUACACUUUAACAGCAAAAACAGCUGAGAUCAUGGCUAGGUACAGACCCAUAGCUCCAAAACCGGAGGUUACGGCGAACGCAGCGGACGUGUCGGAGAACACAUCAAUGCCACAGAACAUCCGGCAAUCCGCUUACCUUAGAACCGUGUGGCCCGAUUUGCAGUCAAGGCCACAAGAACCAGAAAGAGAGGGAGGACUGCAAUUGCACCACCUACUGUCAAGAGACAAAGGACUUGUCUUCAAGGACUCUAUCCUAUUCCUCCUCCUCAGGUCAUGGCCCAAAAGGGUUUCCUCAGCUUAUACCUGUCCCAAUCUCAAAUAUCACCGCCCUCAACGGCGGCGUUGCAGUGGGAAAUUCAUGCACGUUGCCAGCGAACUUAGUCACACUACCUCUCCUCCCAAUUCCUUCAUCCUUACCAUCGAUACCCAACAAGCACCACCACCAGAAACCAUAGGUGUUCGAGUUUGUGGAGGCAACAAAGAUAUAGACUUGAACACGGAAGCCGAAGAUCCAGAAGAACAGGAUUUCCUGCAGCAACUGCAAGGACCCACCAGCCCAAUAUCAUUGCCCCACAGCCGGUUCGACCGUGACGACAGUGGUCGAACAACUUCUGUGCAACUUCUCAAGAAACCAGAGGAGGUGGAGGAAGAGGUCGAGUCUGAGGCCUUGCCGGCUAUUGUAUCAGAUUCAAACAACAAAGUCAGACUGGCGAAUUCCGCUUAUAAGGAAAUGGUGGGUCAGCCGGAAUGUUCAUGGCUUGACACCGCCGGUGGACGGAGGCGGUGCAUGCAAGAGGAUUGGUGGGGAGGUGAUGCUCAAGUUUUUGGAUGA